This is a messenger RNA of Halichondria panicea, 2180 nucleotides long. RefSeq lists its product as uncharacterized. Gene Ontology annotation, molecular function: protein domain specific binding. The transcript is spliced from 6 exons. Gene Ontology annotation, cellular component: Golgi apparatus. The coding region runs from base 153 to 2108 and encodes 651 amino acids. The record is from RefSeq and is a predicted model, not a curated record. Lineage: Eukaryota; Metazoa; Porifera; Demospongiae; Suberitida; Halichondriidae. Gene Ontology annotation, biological process: regulation of transport.
CGUCACUUGUUAUUGAUUACCUUGUAGUAAUUCCAGGACAAGGUCUACUAGGUAACGUCAAGUCCAGAGAGUUCCUCUCCUACUAGAUCCUUCUGAAGCUUCGAAUUAUUCUCAGCUUGUACAUCUUUUGAGAUUAACAAGAUUUUCUACUAAUGACUAUGCAAGGACAGUACGACCCGUUGCCACGAGAGGCCCCACCCCCUCCCAGGAUGGACGGGUUUGGUAGUGCGGGGAUAUCCACUCCUCUCUUUUAUGGCUCUGUGAAUGACGGACGAAUGAGAACGGAAAAUUUGGAACAGAAACUCAAGAAGCAGUAUUGGAAGACAAAGCAGACUUUCAUUCAGAAGCUGGGCAAGAAUCAGGACGAGUUUGUGGUGGCUGGGGACGUGGAGAUUGAUAUGAAGUUAGAGAAAGCCUACCACUUGAGGUCCACCUCUAUUGGCCUCCUGCAAGCAAUCAGCAAAUACUCCUCGAAAAUCAAGCAUCUGUCUCAUGAGGAGGAGACGAUGGGCCGCUAUCUGAUGAAGUGGAGUGAGACAGAGUACACCAAUGCGGGGGAGAUCAUGAAGAACGUGGGCAAGAUGCAAGAGAACGACAGCCAGGCCAGACUUGGCAUGCUCCCCUCGUUGGCACGACUACGGAGUGAAUGUGGUGUGUUCCAAACCACUGCCAUUAGAGACCUCAACGUCUCCAUCGAGCGUCUGGAGAAGGCUAGGACCGACUAUAGGGCAGCUCUCCUGUGGAUGAAGGAUGUGUCUGAUAAACUACACAACCCUGACUACCACAACCAGCUUACUAAAUACAGAGAGGCUCAGGUGACUGUGAAGGAUUCAAAACUGCGCUUUGAUAAACUUAAAAACGAUCUCUCUGAGAAGAUUGAUAUGGUGUUUGCCAGUCGCUGCAAUCUUCUCUCACGUUCUCUCCCCUUCUACCAAAAAGAACUCCUCUCGUUUUGCGACAAAUCUGCGAAUGCUUUCCACAAGAUUCUAGUGGACUUGCGGUCCCAUCAUCAUCACCAGUAUAAGGUCAAACGUCUACUCGAAGAAAUACGAGAUUUAGAAUCCGAAGAAACGCCACUUGCCCCGGAAAUGGAGCUCCCAGCUGACGACGAUGACGACGAACCAUUACUAGACAUCGGAGCUGAUGUAUUUGGAGAGGCUUCUCUGACCAUUCCAAGCCCCACCCUCACGGGGGAGAAUGUAGCCACUGUGCAGGAUGGCGGUGUUUUACCGCAACGUGAAGUGGACCCGUUUUCAUUUGAAAGAAUUCUCGAAGAGGCUGGAGUGAGUGACAUGCAGCUAGGUGGGAGCGGAGCUAGUAUACAAUCAGAGCUCAUGCAACAUAACACUACUGCUAAUGGGGAGAACACCACUCGACCUUUAAACCCUGAACCUGCUCAACCGACCACAGAAGAACCUUCGCUGGAUGAAAUAGACAAUCUUCUCAACUUUGAAGAAACUUUGGACAAAACACAAACCGAGCAAACGAAGGAAGAAGUUCUCGAUGAAUGGGGUAGCUUUUCUGCAUUUAUGUCGUCAGAUCAAAAAGAAACCGACAAUCCACACUCUGGCUGGGAGAAAGAAUUUACGGCCUCUAAACAAGACUCAGGGAUACCUGAUCUUCCCGUUGACACUCCACAACAGCAGCUGUCGAGCAAAGACAAAAUGCCGAGUACGUCAGAACCAAAUAUUUUACCACUGCUAGGGGACGAGGACGUACUCAGUAACUUACUCUCGGACGAUCUCAAGCUGUUAGGACUCACUUCUCUAGAACCCACCAAGCAGCAAGGGCAGCUCUCUUCUGGUCUAGAAUCUCUCGAUCCACUUAUGUUUCAAGCCAGCCAACCCCAGUCCCCUGUGCCUCUUCCUACGGCAUCGCCCUCACUUCCACCAUUGAUGCCUCAACCGCCCUCUGUGUUCAGGUCGCCCCUGGCUGCCAGUCAGUCGCCUAUUCUACCACCAACCUAUCUCCGUCAGGGCGAGGCAACAAAGGGCCCAAUGAAAGGUGGGGCAUCCCCUAAGAAAGCAGUGAAGAAAGACGAUGGAAAAGGAUCUGCUUGGAUGAACGUGUUUGCACACUUGGACCCUUUAGCGAACGAGAAAGCUUAGCUAGUGUUUUAAAUUAAUAAUCAGAAAACAGACUAAUGCCUUACACAUGUAUCAUUUUUCCAUUGAAAUCAA